UCGAUAUAGAUCUUUGACUCUAUAUGCAAGACAUAUAAAAUCAAAAGAUACACAGCUUCCAUCUCCACCUACUUGUCUGGAUAAAAAACAUUCAUUGCUACUCAUUGGCGAUCGAAAUUCAUCUUUGCACCUCAGGUAAUUGUUGAAAGAAAGGAAAUUGUGGGUAAUGAUAUAUAUAUAUAUUUUUAUAUCGGAUUUGUAUUACUAUAGUCUCAAUGCCGGGUAUCAUAUUGGAACAAUCCGCUGUACUCAACAAAUUUCAAAAGGAUCCAUUAAAAACAUCAGCUUAUCUCAAAAUGAUUCUACGAUUCAAAUCCUGAUACAACAUACUGGCACAGCCAAUUAUGAAAUGGUGACAUUGAACAGUCAGUUCUUACAAUCAAAAAAACUCCCAUUAUGCAAUGUAGCGACAAUCGAACGUCAAAUCAAUUAUUUACUUCAGUAUAUUCAUCAAUGUACAAAAGCUUUGGAAGCUCAUCGUACUGUUUACGCAACUUUGGCCAAAAGGAACGUGGAAAGAAUCUCUGACAUUGUAAAACAAGGCAAUAGUGAACUUUUACCUUUACCUCACAUUGAACUGUUGGGUUUGCUCGUGACUGGAAAUUUGAAUGGUGCCUUACCAGAAUACUUUAGUGAAGAAAUGACGCAGCAGAAAGCAACACAAUGGGAAACAAAAUCUUUACAUAGUUACUCAAGAAUACAACGCAUCAUUAUUGAAUAUCUUCAACCAGCAUCUGAACGUCUCUUAUUGAACCUCAGUCAACUACAUGGAUAUGGAUUAUGGACGGAAAGAUAUAGUGAUCUUUUAUGCUCGGACACUAUCACUACUGCCAUUGAACUCACUAGACAUUAUCUAUGGAUAACUCAACAACUUUUACAAGAUACUGGAAAGGCAUCCCGAAGAUUCGAAGAGUUUAUCAAAUGGAUCGUCCGCGUGGUACAAAAAAUAGCAGAUCAAGGUCAGACCGAUUAUAUGAACAAUCCAUCUGGUCCCCUAUAUCAAAAUCCGAACCUCAUUGUGGACUACUUGUUGAAAGAUUUUGGCUUUGAUAGCUUGGCAUGUUAUUUUGAUGAUAUCGACCAAAACUCACCGCUCACAAUGGAAAUAGAUGAACCGCAGACAAUUAAAAAUGAUGUGUCCUCUUCCAAUAUCACGCGUUCACUUCGAUCCGCAUACAAUGACAUGGCCAAACACUGUAAGACGAUCUUGGAGGAACCGGCAAAUACAAUGUCUCAUCUGAUCACACCGUUGGAUACCAUCCAUUUGGAUUUAUCGCCUACCAUCAAUGCUGACAAAUCUUUACACACUUUUUCGAAUGAAACACCUGGACGAAAUGAAGCAGCGAGAUUGAUUGAAAGCAAAGUAAAGAAAAGAAAAAAAAAGAUUGAAAAACAGCAGAUCUUUGAUUUGAAAUAACUGAUGCUUACUUUAUAUUAAUUUAUAGGCAAAGAUGGAACAUUAUUAUGCUUUUGUUAAAAAGGGCUUUUGUGGCAAUGACCAAGUUGUCAUUGUACGGAUCAUCUGGAAGGAAAAA
Messenger RNA from Halteromyces radiatus, 1535 nucleotides. RefSeq names its product anaphase-promoting complex, cyclosome, subunit 4-domain-containing protein. The coding region runs from base 167 to 1417 and encodes 416 amino acids. The transcript is spliced from 8 exons. Gene Ontology annotation, biological process: protein K11-linked ubiquitination; positive regulation of mitotic metaphase/anaphase transition; anaphase-promoting complex-dependent catabolic process. Lineage: Eukaryota; Fungi; Mucoromycota; Mucoromycetes; Mucorales; Cunninghamellaceae. The record is from RefSeq and is a predicted model, not a curated record. Gene Ontology annotation, cellular component: nuclear periphery; anaphase-promoting complex.